AUGCUCGAUUGCGCGUCUUUCUUGCCUGAGGCGGGGCGCCGCGAGGAGAUCGCGAAGGUCGCCAACGAUGCUUUAGCGAAGGCCGGAUUCAGCUCGCGCGAGAGUUUGGUGUUCACCGGGUUCUCCGAUCUCGGCACCUUGGCCAAGGCCCCGGGGCUCGCCGAGGCGGUGAUUCGCCGCGCCCUCGCCGUCGUCAAAGAGGGGGCACCCGCGCUGCCCGCGGCGGGCGGCGGGGCCGUCGCGAAGACCGAAUCGGCCGCCACUCUGCACAUCAAUCUCGAAGAGCGGUUGACGGCACUCAAUCUCGCCGGCCUGCCGCGCGAGCUUAAGCCGCCCUCGGUCCUCGUGGGCCAGAUGGCGACGGAUAUCGCAAGGCCACUUGCGCGCAUCGCGCGCCGCCCCGCGAACGCGACCUGCUGCGCGCGCGGGUUGAAGCGGCAGGGGGUCGCCGCGCCUUUCACUGCGCGCGACCUGCGCAAGUUUUUGCCCGGCUGGUGCGCGGAUGAGAAACGCGCCACUUUGACCAUGACGCAAUGGCAAAGCGAG
This is a messenger RNA of Prorocentrum cordatum, 546 nucleotides long. The record is from the annotation of a GenBank genome assembly. Lineage: Eukaryota; Dinophyceae; Prorocentrales; Prorocentraceae.